This is a messenger RNA of Momordica charantia (bitter melon), 1471 nucleotides long. Its product is annotated as 1-aminocyclopropane-1-carboxylate oxidase 3. The record is from RefSeq and is a predicted model, not a curated record. NCBI's taxonomy places the organism in Eukaryota, Viridiplantae, Streptophyta, Magnoliopsida, Cucurbitales, Cucurbitaceae.
CACUCCAAAUCUUUCCCUCAAUUUCUCCCAACUCCCACUACCUUUGGUAAAAAUUUCAACUUUCUUUUAUUCCCUGUUUCCCCCUCCCUCCCCAUCACUUCUAUAAAUAGCAUCCCCCCAAGCUCAGCACCUACCCACAUCCAAAAAACACUCAUCACUCCCACACUACUAACUUCUACACACAGAACCAAAAAAUGGAGAUGGGUUUCCCUGUUAUCGACAUGGAGAAGCUCAAUGGUGAAGAGCGAGACGCUGCCAUGGAGAGGAUCAACGACGCCUGCGAAAACUGGGGCUUUUUCGAGUUGGUGAAUCAUGGGGUAUCGCACGAGCUGAUGGACAGAGUGGAGAGGCUGACGAAGGAGCACUACAGGAAGUGUAUGGAGCAGAGGUUCAAAGAAAUGGUGGCGAGCAGAGGCCUGGACGCCGUUGAUUGUGAGAUCAACGACACAGAUUGGGAGAGCACGUUCUUCCUGCGCCACCUUCCCAAUUCCAACAUGUCGGAAAUCCCGGAUCUGGACGAGGAUUACAGGACCGCCAUGAAGGAAUUUGCUGCGGAGCUGGAGAAACUGGCGGAGCUGGUACUGGACUUGCUCUGCCAAAAUCUUGGGCUCGAAAAGGGGUAUCUCAAGCGGGCUUUUUAUGGGUCCAACGGCCCAAAUUUUGGGACCAAAGUUAGCAACUACCCUCCCUGCCCAAAGCCCGACCUUAUUAAGGGCCUGAGAGCCCAUACCGACGCUGGUGGGCUCAUCCUCCUCUUCCAAGACCACAAAGUCAGUGGGCUUCAGCUUCUUAAGGACGGCAAAUGGGUGGAUGUCCCCCCUAUGCAUCACUCCAUUGUCAUCAACCUGGGCGAUCAGCUCGAAGUAAUUACGAAUGGGAAAUAUAAGAGCGUGAUGCACCGGGUGAUAGCGCAGGCGGACGGAAAUAGGAUGUCGAUAGCGUCAUUCUACAACCCGGGAAACGACGCCAUAAUCUACCCGGCGCCGGCGCUGGUGGAGGGGGAGGAAGAAAAGAGCAAACUUUACCCAAAAUUUGUGUUCGACGAUUACAUGAAGCUCUACAUGGGGCUCAAAUUUCAAGCAAAAGAGCCGAGAUUUGAAGCCAUGAAGGCCAUGGAGUCCAGCAUUAGCAACCACAGUUUGGGUCCGAUUGCAACUGUGUGAGCCCUCCAAUUUGCAGCCCAAAACACACAACAAAAAGAAAAAAAAAAGGGUAAAAGAAUUUGGUCAGGUUUGUGGGUAAUUUAUUAUUAGAAGAAACAAAUUUUAGUGGUAUAUUAGUGGCUGAUGUUUCAGUGUUGGGGAACAGUCCGUAUUUUUAAUUUUUGCCUUUUGAAACAACAUGAUAGCCGUUUGGGAGCCAUGAAUAGUUUUAAAUAAUUGAUAUAUGUGGGGACUUUGUACUGUACUACGUGUGUCUCGUUUGUUUCUUAAAAAUAUAGUUAUUAUUGAGACUGGAUGAGUUUUGUAUA